UCAACGCUGAAUGUAGAGAAAUUAUGGGCACCACCAAUGUCAAAUGCGAAAGCCAAUGAAGCAACGUCGAAUGCAAAAGCCAACGGAAGAUAUAAAGCCAACAUUUAUAAAGAAUAUUCAAACCAAACACCAAGAAAGAGAAGACAAAAAGUCUCUCACAAUUCAGCGAUUGAAGAGUCUUAUGAUUCAGCUGUUGAAAAUUUUCCCAAUUCCGCUAUUGAAGAGUCUCCCGAUUCUGCUCUUGAAGAAUUACAAGAUUCACAAGAUUCAAUCAAAAUACUGUACUCACAGGAUUUUCAAAAAGGUAUUUAA
Racocetra persica is the source of this 312-nucleotide messenger RNA. NCBI's taxonomy places the organism in Eukaryota, Fungi, Glomeromycota, Glomeromycetes, Diversisporales, Gigasporaceae. The record is from the annotation of a GenBank genome assembly.